GCCGUUUUUGCCGAUUCAAGGUUGUUCUCGGGUUUAGGUAAUCCAAGGGCUGAAGAAUAUUAACGAAGCCGCGCCCGACAAAGGGAGAUGUUCGAUAGGAUAUCAAAUCUUUUAGCGUCCGACCAUGGUGUAAACUCUAAGUAAACCACUUAGAAGUCCGUUGAGUGAGGCUAUAGUGUUAGUAGCUGCGGUCUGUUCAGCAGGCUACGAUGCUCGUCAUUUAUAAAUUAGCAAGCGUAUGCGCAGUUGCUUUAAUCCUCAUCGCUCUCUUCUUUUUCACCCAUCCAGUCGACGUCGAGUACCAAUGGAAUCGUCUCGCCCAAGGAAAGAACAAACCCUCUCACAAUGGAGCUGUGGCAGGCGGUAUGCCUCUACGAAUGAUGUUCAUAGGCGCUUCGGUCACCCGUGGUGAGGUUUCGACGGGGGAUAGGGGUUAUAGGAAACAGCUUCGUGACAAGCUCACGUCUCUGGGUAACCCAGUCAACUAUGUUGGUUUCAACCGUUUCGGCGACUUUCCCGACAAUGACGUCGAAGGUUACGGCGCCGCACGAAUUAGACAACUUCGCGACCAUGCGGAACAGGCUGUACCGUACCUCCAACCAAAUCUCAUCCUCAUCCAAGUCGGCACUAGCGACUGCUUUCAGAAAGACGAUCCUGUAAAUAUCCUAACCCGGAUGCGCGAUCUUGUCGAGUACCUCCUAGAAGCCUCGCCGAAGGCUACAGUUAUCAUGUCGACUCUCUUAACGACCCCCGACCUCGAAGCCGAACCGUGUAUGAAGAGUGCGAACGCGCAGAUCCGCCAAGUUGCUACCGACUUGAUUCGAGAGAAGAAACCGGUCGCAAUAGCAGAAAUGCACUACGACCAAGGGCUUCCCCGUCGACCGAGGCCUGAAGAUAUCGGGGGCGACCGUAUUCAUCCUACAGAUGAAGGUUAUUUCAUGAUGGGAGAUAUUUUCAUGGAGAAAAUUCGGGAGGUUGAGGAGAAGGGAUUUUUGAAGUAUCCGGCCGAGAACGGUAUCCCCGAAGAUGGCGAAUCGAGCAGAGAGGUUGAAGACCAGCUUAAAGAGAAGGCGGAAAAAGAACAUCCCUUAAAAACAUAGAGCCUACGAAAACACUUAGAUGGGGAUGCUAGCCGGGAUGUAUUUUUCCAAAUCGCAAUCUAGUCCGAUCGAUGAUGGUGUAAAAGUUUGGAUGACUCCGGGAUAGAUAGGUAGGUACCUACUAAUAAUCAGAGACAUGAUAUGAACUUCGAUCCGAAGGGCCCUCAAGCUUUCCGCAUAUCGGGUUGUCAAACUACAGUAUCACUUUUGCUCAGAAAUAUCAGCGCUCUUGGCUACCUCUUCCCAUUCGUCACAUAUCUUAAUCAUGUCCUCACACUUCGCCCUUAUUCUUCCCCACCCAUCGCUUCCUAAAGGGAUUCGUAAAGGUAUGUCCUUUCCUUCAGCUACACCGGUUCCCUUCACCAAAUCAAUCAUGAUCGAAACGGCUUUUUCGGCAUCACCAGGCUCAUUACCCACUACGCCAGCCUCGACCGCGCGAACAGCUGUGUUGAAUUGAGCAUAAUCAGGUACGCGUGGAGGUACGUGGUUGAUUUUGGCGAAAGCUCGUGUACGAAAGUAGCCUGGUUCUAUGAUCAGAACCUUCAGGUUAGGCGCAAACAUGGCUAGCUCUUUUGAUAGACACUCGACAGCACCUGUAGAGGUAGUUCAUAAGCAUUUUAUGUUGUUUCAAUUAGAAGAUAAAGACAGAGAUAGACUACGCCGGCACAGGGCAGGGGCUAUAGUAUAAAAUCAAUAUAAAUGAAAAUUUUACCUUCGAGUGCAAAUUUACUGC
This is a messenger RNA of Annulohypoxylon maeteangense, 1833 nucleotides long. RefSeq names its product carbohydrate esterase family 3 protein. NCBI's taxonomy places the organism in Eukaryota, Fungi, Ascomycota, Sordariomycetes, Xylariales, Hypoxylaceae. Bases 210 to 1100 code for a protein of 296 amino acids. Gene Ontology annotation, molecular function: phosphatidylcholine lysophospholipase A1 activity. The transcript has 2 exons. The record is from RefSeq and is a predicted model, not a curated record.